Molecule: messenger RNA, 2021 nt
Organism: Penaeus vannamei (Pacific white shrimp)
Lineage: Eukaryota; Metazoa; Arthropoda; Malacostraca; Decapoda; Penaeidae
Source: RefSeq, a predicted model, not a curated record
UUUGAUGGUGGAGGUACUGUUGAAGUUCUUCCAGGGCAGUGGAAGGAGGAGGAGCUGAAGAACUUGGACUGUGAGGGACGAGCUGUCAUCACACAACAUCUUUUGAAGGAUACAGAAGGAAAAGAGUUGAGAAUAGCAGUCAUAAACGUAUACUGCCCACAUGUAGACCCUGAAAAACCAGAGCGUCGCAUCUAUAAAUUAAGAUUCUAUGAACUCCUGCGGCAAAGGGCAGCUGCCAUCAGAGCUACUGGCUGUCAUGUUAUUAUAGUUGGGGAUAUCAACACUUCUCACAGAAGAAUCGAUCACUGUGACCCAGAUGACAGUGAGGAUUUUGAGAAUCGUCUAGGCAGAAGAUACCUUGAUAUGAUGCUCCUGCCCAUAUACAAAAAUGAGCAACAGUAUGAAACAAGUAGUACUGACCAAAAAGCAAGAGUUGAUUCUGCCCAAAAUAAUUAUAUGUGUAGUUCUCAGCUUGGCAAAAUUGAUGGGAUGAUCAAAAUUAGUGACAGGCUCAAAUUAGCUAAGAACCGUUCCAGUAGCCUCACCGAAGGAAGUGAUUACUCAAGAGCAGAAGUGAAUAGCAAGACAAGAGAAGAAGGAUAUGGGGGUGAACAGCAGUCGGAUGAAUCUCUACUUUCUUCAAGCACAAACUUCCAAGUGGUUGAUACAUUCCGAUAUUUUUACCCACUGAAGGAGAAAGCAUUUACUUGUUGGCAUACCCUCUCCAAUUCUAGAGCUACAAAUUAUGGGACUAGGAUUGACUACAUUUUCUGUGAUAAAGAUUUUUUGACAUAUUUGAGAGAUGGGCAGGUUCUGCAGGAAGUUUUGGGGAGUGAUCACUGCCCUGUUGCCAUUGUAAUAAAUGGGGAAAUAACUCCAGCUGCUAAACUACCUUCAUCAUGCACUAAAUUCUAUCCAGAAUUUCAAGGCCUGCAGCAGAAACUGUCAUCAUACUUUCAGCCUAAAUCUUCUAGUACAAAGGCAAACCAGAACUUCAGUUUGCAAAAAAAUGAAAGUUCAAAUAAAACAUGGCCACUAAAUGGAGUCAAAAGAAAAGCUGAAGUUACUAAGAAAUCAGCCAGGAAGAUGGUAUGUACAGAAAAACAAAAGAAGUUGAGCUCAUUCUUUACUGUUAAACAGAAUUCCUUAAUUGAUACAGAUAAUGAAAAAAAUGAAAACCCAACAAGUCAAAAUCAUGCUGAUGUGAAUUUUGUAGGUCAUAACAACAAGGAAAUAAAAUCUGAUGAUUCCCAGGACAUCUCAUCUCAUGAAUUACCUCUGUCUCAAGGAAGUAAAGGAAAUCCAGUUAGUGGAUCACAGAAACCUCUCACUCUGGUGAAAAAUUCAGGUUGGAAUUUCUUGAUGAACGGCCCAAAACCCCCUCCUCUUUGUCCAGGACAUAAAGAACCAGCAGUAUUAAGAACUGUUAAAAAGAAAGGACCAAAUAUGAAUCGUCAGUUUUAUGCUUGUGCAAGAGGAGCAGGAAAAGAAGGAGACCCAGAGGCUCAAUGUAAUUUUUUCAAAUGGGUUGGGAAGUAGGAUAUCUGCAUUAUUUUUAUAUAAGCACAUCAGUUUUGUUUUAUGAUAUAAAAAAAAAUCAUUAGUAAUUCAUUGUUGAAUCUUGUAUUUCAUUCAUCAAUUUUUUAUCAUAAAUAAGAUAAUUUGUUAUCAGGAAUAUGUUGUAAAUUCAAAUAACUAGAAAUUUAGCUAGUUUUAUGGAUCUGAAUAAUAGAUCAAUUUUGAAAUAUAACAUGUAAUGUGCAUAUUAAAGAAUAAGCAUUAGGAAAUACAGAAACUAUUAGUUUUUUUUUCUUAAUUUGCUUGUAGAGACCCCUUUUACUUUGCUUUUGAUUGUUUUGAGAGGGAAAUUUUGCAAAGGAAAAUAUAACCUGAAAUGUACACUGUCCUUGAAAAGUCAAUAUAACACAUAAGAAAUUAAAUAAAUUAUGAUGGACAAAUAUUAAUACAUGUAAAUGUUUUGUGUUUUGAGUAGACUAAUAAAAGCUCAGUGACGAUACUCA